This is a messenger RNA of Symbiodinium necroappetens, 3618 nucleotides long. The record is from the annotation of a GenBank genome assembly. NCBI's taxonomy places the organism in Eukaryota, Dinophyceae, Suessiales, Symbiodiniaceae.
GCGGCUCAGGGCCAGGGCCUCCAGGGCUAUGACGAUGGUCGUAGUCGCCGAGGCUAUGGUCAUGGCGGCGGUGGUUGGGGUGGCUAUCGCCACCGUGACGAUCGACGGAGGGGCGUCUAUCGCGGAAUGUGAAGACGAUGCGAGAAAGACCUCGAUCAUUAUGGUCGAUGCUGUGGGAAACGAUGCUGAUCGGGUGGAGUUUCGCUAUCGCGAUUCCAACAACCGCAUCGAUCUCAAGUGCUCUCGCACAUCGGUGCCGACGACAUGGCUCACGGUGUCGCAUAUCAGUGGGCCGACUUUGAUCCAGACCAUCUCUCGAUGCCGUGAUCAAAGGGCACGAGUUGAAGGUCCGGAGCAGACGGAGCAGUUCGCCCAGCUUGCCGCAGCUCAUCAGGGCUGGUGGCAUGACGCGGCGACGCUCGACCCCAGCCAGGUCGGAGUCCGGGUCACGUUCGUGGCUGGACUCGACGCGGGAAACUUUCACGUGCAGACUGAGAGCAAGCUCUUCGUGAGGGAUCCCGAGGUCGUGGCUACAAAGGCACUCGCCGAGAUGUCGCAUGAUGGUGGUGCGAUCGCAGCAGUACCUCGUGGGCCGCCGGCGCUCGCUCAAUCUGCCUGGUCCGUUGCAGCAGAGUCGGCGAAUGCGCUCGCUGACAUUCCUUCGGGCUCGGGGGAGUUGGCAGUUCGUCGUCGUGCUCAAGACGACCUGGACACCCGCACGUUCGCUGCGGCGGAAGACACUCGCGGGCAUGUGUCGGAUCCUGUCCGUGAUCAGGCCCGAGACGAUCGGUCUUUCUCAAAAUCCACGGCGAAGUUGACCCCACAGCUCUUCGCCGAGUUGACUGGACCUGGCACGCCUUUCGGCAGCGGCCGUUCGGCCGCGGCCUCAGCUCAGCCCUCGUCGGUCACCGUGCGCGAGGUCAUGGAGGCAGAUCCGGAGUCGAGCGAUCCUCAGAACUUGCUCGGCGCCCGAGUUUUGAACAAUGUUCGCGCUUUCUGGUCGCCAGCACGACUCAGGCGGUUCUGUCGACCCGACGUUCUCGCUGUGGAAGCUGAGUCUUCGGGGCAGUUCGCAGCACAGGUCUUUAAGUGGACGGCCAGCUCGGCUAAGGAAGCCCACGACUUGCUCACGUCACGAGCUCACAUGCUUGAGCAGUUCUGGACCUUCGCUCGACCCGCCGAGGCAUUGUUCACUGACUCUUUGGGGUACCAGAUGGGCUUCGCCCGCUGCUCGAAGAUCCCUCAAAAAAGGUCGGCGACAUCUAUCGCGCACUUCCAGAGGGAUCUCGCUAUCCGGGCCUUGGCGGCUCCAGUGUUGGCGCCAGCCGCGAAGAAGAAGCCUAGCUCUCAGGCCGGCAACUCAACGAACACUCCGCUGCUCGACAUGGAGAACGCCGAGAAGCAGCGCUGGGCCAAGCGGCUCCGCGCGAUUGCCGAGCGCGCAGGUGGUCAUGCAGAUCCCGAUCGGAGUCUGCUGGUGUUCACCUCUGGCGCUCCUUCUACGAUGGCAAAUCACAUUCGCCGUUUUGAGAAGUUCGAACGCUGGGCGCAGCGGGUGGGGAUCGAUUUCUACCCGCUCUCCGACGACAAGAUUCUCAAGUAUGCGAUCGACCUGGACUCUCGAGAAUGUGGGCCCACGGUCUUGCCAUCCCUCAGGAUGGCGAUUCGAUGGGUCGCGUUCCGCAUCAAUCUGGAACUCCCCACGAUCGACAUGCAGGCUCUGAAAUCGCUCGAGAAGCACGUGUUCACUCAGAGGGGAAAGCCUUUGAAAGAAGCAGUUCCCUUCGAGAUACCGUUGGUGAUCGCUAUGGAGAAGUUCGUCUGCAACGACACCCACCCCAAACCUGCUCGGGUCUUUAUGUGGUGGGUGCUGUGCAUGAUCUUUGCGUCACUGCGGUUCGACGACGCGAUCCACGUGAAACCGCACGAGCUCGAGGUGAAGCCGGAGGGUCUUUUCGGUGUCUCGUGGCAGACCAAGACAGAAAGGAAACGCCGUGGCACUAAGUUCGUGGUCCCAGACGUCUCCUUCUCGAAGUGCUCUUGGUUUAAAGAUGGUCGUGACAUGUUCGAGCUGGAGUUCCCAAAUUGGUCGAACGGGACUUUUGGAUUGAUUCCAGAUCUGGACUCCAAGACCUCUUGGCGCCAGACUCCCCCGGGCCAUGCCAGGUCGCUUCACUGGCUCCAUCGCUUGGUCUUCGUGGCGGGCAAGGAGGUCGAGGUCGCGCAAAAGAUCUUGAAUGACGUCACGAAUCUCUCGUGGCACUCGGCGCGGGUGACUAUGCUGGAUCAGGCAGUCCACUUCGAUCGCAGUGCCCAAGAGAUCGGCGUGCAAGCGAACUGGAAGAAUCCUGGACCAUUGGUUCUCAAGUACACGCGUUCGCGCAGUUCUCUUCCAGCCAAGAUGAUCAAGGAGUUGGUCCAGGAGAUCUCGCGCGACUUCACGCCUGAGUGCGCUCAUGCAGACGAUGAGAUCGAUGACCGCGAAGAUCGCGACGUGACUCUCGCCGAGUUCUUCGUGAAAGAGAUUGCCUGCAAACGGGCGAUCGCCCCAGAGUUUGUACACAUCGGGUCGGUUCUUCCUGAUCCGCAGUUGUUGUGCAAGCUUUGCGCUCGCGCUCGGCCUGACGUGGCUCGCUUUGCCGCUCCGAGUGUUUGCUCAAACUCAACAGCUCUUGCAAAGAUGGUCGACCGCACUGUCUACCCGGACAAGGACAAGGUUCCUGAGCUGGCUCUUCGCCAGAUCUUCGGGCGCCAGAAGUUGCCUGAGCCGCUCUGCCUGCUCAUGGCAGACAAAGGCAUGCUGCUGGUCGAAAGAAUGGCGAUCGUCGGCGAUGACAGCAAGUUCGGGCCUGAUGGUCCUGCGCAAGAACUCUCGUUGACGCUUCUCACCGCCGUCCGGAAAUCGGCUUCUGUUCUGCAGGAGCACAUUUCUGCUCGCAGAGCCAAAAUGGAAGAAGAUCCUUCCAAGAUUCCAGAGAUACCCGGAGAAGAUCACGCCGAGUUCAGGGAGAUCUUCGUCAAUCAUCAUCCCGACGUGAUCCUUACGUACAUGCGAGAGCCGCAUCGCAAGUUCGUAGAAAGGAUCCAUCGUGACUUUCUGGUGCACGGUGCGGUCGCCUUCUACGAGGUAGCGGAGAUGCGCACUCGCGCCGAUCGCGUUGUCCAGACGACAGGCUUCUCAAAAACCUCCGAUGAUCUUCUUCGAGUGGUGCAAACGGAUAACAAGGUGUCGAUCGCAUCUGACUCCGACGUCAUGGAUCGACUCCACGCUUUCUUCAUUGCGCUCGAGUACCUGGAUAUCUGCGACUUCACGAUCGAGGCAGGCCCCCUCAAGUACCUCUCGGAACUCGAAGAAUGGAGGCAUGACAAUCGUGGUCUGGCUGUGCUCUUGGCGGCGGAUUCUCUCAUCCGCAAGAAGGUCUAUAAGUUGAACAACGACAAGAGGAAGGAUUUCCCUUCGUUCUCGGCUGCGCUCAAGGAAGUGCUCACGCAUCAUAAGCAGCUCUGGAACGUUGCCCGCUCGACGGCCGAGCUCGAGAAGUUCACGAGAUCUCUACACCGGUCAAGCGGACUCGUUCCAGGUCUCCGCCAGCUGCUCCUACGCCGCCGAAGAACGAG